GUGGUGGCGCCGGACGCCGGGCGCUGGAGGAGGAAGCUGCGGGCGCGGCGGCGGCCGGGGAGUGGCCGCCAUGGAUCCGUUCCUGGUGCUGCUGCACUCGGUGUCGGCCGGCCUGUCGAGCAGUGAGUUGACCGAGCUCAAGUUCCUGUGCCAGGGCCGCGUGGGCAAGAGGAAGCUCGAGCGGGUGCAGAGCGGCUUGGACCUCUUCUCCGUGCUGCUCGAGCAGAACGAGCUGGACCCCGAGCACACGGUGCUGCUGCGCGAGCUGCUCGCCUCCCUGCGGCGCCACGACCUGCUGCGCCGCCUGGACGACUACGAGGCGGGGGCGGCGGGCGGGGCCUCGCCGGAGGAGCAAGACCUGCGGGCAGCGUUUGACAUCAUCUGUGACAACGUGGGGAAGGACUGGAAAAGGCUGGCUCGUCGGCUGAAAGUGUCUGACGCCAAGAUCGACGCCAUCGAGGAGAAGUACCCUCGGAACCUGACGGAACAGCUGCGGGAGUCGCUGAGAGUCUGGAGGAACGCCAACAGGGAGGACGCCGCCGUGGCCCACCUGGUGGGGGCGCUCAGGGCCUGCCGGAUGAACCUGGUGGCGGACCUCAUCGAGGAGGAUCAGCAGGCCCGGGGCCUCCGGGACCAGGACGAGAAUGCUGGCAGCACCGUGUCCAUGAUGUCAUGGGGCUCAGACGCACCCACCUCAGGAGCCCAAUGAUGAUCCAGCUGCUCUUCUCCAGGGGACCAAGGGCAUCUGCGCCGUGUGGACGUUGGUUCCCUCCAUGCAAGUUGACCAAGUGCCUUCCACGUGCGGGGCUGUGAAGACCUAGCAGUGAGCCAGGCUGAGCGGCCCGGCGCCCGUGGAGCCCCAGGCAGCCUUCCGAGCCCAGGCUGCCAUUGGCCGAGUGCUUGCUCUGUGCCAGGUGGGGCUGCGGACGCUGUGCAGAUGCGUCCGUGGACUCCUCUCUGUCGCCCCUGCAAGGGAGACUGGUCCCCAUGAAACACCUCCCCAGAGGAGGAAGUUUUGGAGCCGUAUCCAGCAGAGAAGGGAUCUGUAAAAGCUGGUGAUGGUUACUGUUAGUAUUCUAUGGGUGUGGAAACGAGCUCAGUUAAGAGCUGGAGGAAGGUCGGUGAGGGGGGAGGCGGGGGUGGGGCUGGCGCUGUCCACCUCCAGAGCCCACGCUGCUCUCCAGCGGGUCAUUCUGCCCCUGCAGUUGGCUUCAGGCUUUGUGGCUUUCAGUGUAGACUGAACCAGGGCGGGCGGUGGGGGUGCUCCAGCGCGUGGCCCUCGACGGAGUGGAGUGUCCUCGGGGGUCGCAGAGUAGGACAGUCAGGGUGUGAGGAACACUGAGCCGUGGCUCCCGGGAGGUGCGCAGGCGCAGUGGGCGCACAGUCAGCACUCUGCCAAUGUUCUUCGAAUCAUUUUUUGAUGAUUCCUGUGAUCCCACAGUUUGUUACUAUUUUGUAUCAAAAGCUCUAUGUUUCUGAUAACAGAAUUGGGAAGGGGGCUGGAUCCUGUGAUUUUAAAAAGUAAUCUUGCUGCUUCUCAGGGAACCCUUUUAAAUGCCUUUACGGUGGAAAUCUGUGUUACAAAACAAAGAGUUUUCCAUUCCUCUGGAUCUCAUUUCGCGUCGUCUCAGCAGCGCUUCACACCGAUUUCGGGAUCCCUGGCGGCCCACCGUUUGCUCAGCCUCUCGAUAGGCGGCCUGGACUUCACAGCAGCCCCACGGACCACUGACGAGGGGAGUGUUCACCCUCAGCGUACUGAGGUCCUCAGAAGCCUUCUGCCACCAGCUGUGGCCCUGCCUUCCUCCAAGAGGCUCAGAGAGCCAAGUGGCCGCCUCUUAGCCAGGUCUUCCAGCUGUGACCUUGGGAAAGCUGCAUAUGAUGGCAUGCCUUGCUGCCUUGACCUUGGGCUGCUGAGAUCCUAGCAACACUGUCCCCACUAAGCUGUGGGCCUGGCCUUUGAGGCCCCCCGAACACACCCCUUCAGCAGGUACUUGCUGUGCCAGGAGCUGAGGCCAUAGCCCUAAACAAGACAGAAGUGGGCCUGCCCUGUUGACCCUGGAAGCCUGGCAGGGAACACAGUGUUAACCAGUUCAGCGCAAGUGUGGGUGCUGCCAGGGAGCCGAGCAGUUCCCGUCCCGUAAGGGCGUGGCCUGCCCAGUGUUUCGCAAUAGACCUUCCGGCCUGCAGCGGCACCUGCCUCUUCAAGCCCCAGGCCAGGGCUGGUUCUGCGCGUGACAGGCGUGUCAUCGCCGACCGUAAGCACGAGUGGGUGGGCUAAUGGGGAGCUUUGGGAAGUUGGUUUUCUGGGAAACGUGUCUGUGUUUCUUGAACAGAGGCCGAUUUCAGAGGGUCUGCCAUUCCCUUCUGGUUUAUGGCAUAAACUACUGAAAUGUGACAUGCUGACAUCCAUCCCUCGUGUCCCCGUGCAUCUCACCCCUGGAAGGAGCCCCGACCCCCCUUCACACCAGGUGCCCUGAUAGAGGCUUUGAUGACACAGGAUGACUAAGCACCAGGCAGGGCUCGGCCCAUCUCUGCCAUGGCUUCCCCCUGUGGCCCUCUCAGUCCUGCCUCCGGUGAGGCCCUGCCUCCCCGCGAGAGCCGCUCCUGUCUGUGGGGAGGGAGAAGGGGCUCUGGAGCAGCCUCACUCUGCCUGCUGUGUGACCUGAUGGCACCCGGCCCGAGGCACAGGUCUGCGCUCCAACAUGCAGCAAAGGUGCUGGGUGAGCGAGUCCUCUCCGUCCUGCACGCUGGGCCCACGUGCUGGCCGCUCUCAGGGCCCGGCGGGGGCCUGCGCUCUGGGCCUGUAGAGCGUGGUGACAUGUGAACUUGCACCAGAAACUGCCCCCUGGAGACGGGGGCUCACAGCCAGAGAGAAGCCUCUGUUGGUCCAGCCAGGCCCCAGCAGUGGCCAGGAGGUGUCCGCCAUCGCUGACCGUGUGCCAAUGCUCAGGCUUCACUGAGCAAGACAGGCAGCCUGCCCCCGGGAAGCACAGAGCCUGUACAGCUCUUCAAAACUGAAGGAAAGGCGUGGAGAAGGCACAGACACUCCCGUGGGUGCUCAGGGUGCAAAGAGCAGGCAUGGAGAGCGAUGGCUUCCCGAUGAGAGAGGUCUUGGCACUUUGUGUCCUGUCCGCGUUUUCUGUGACGUGUCUGUUCUCGUCCGCCAGAGGCAGUCGUAGGUGUGGCCUGGAUGGUCCGGUAGGCAGUGUGUCUAGGGGGCAGUGGAGUGGGUAGGCCUUCCAGUCUGACCUGGGUUCGAAUCCUGGCCCUGCCCCUUAGUGGCUCCGUCACCCUCAUAGGGGCCAUCAGAUAAAAAAGUGCUUGCCCAUGUCCGUGGGACCUGCUUCUCAGGUGCCUUAAAGGUUGGCAGCGGCGUUUCACCCCGAGCCCAGGGUCUCCCUGCCCUCGAGCCCGGCCUUUGGCCUCUGGUCCUGAGAGGUCGCUUUUCACCCUCAUGCGUGAACCCAGCUGCGAUGCUGGGCAUCUUCCCUGCCGUGGACGUGAGCCUGUGUCAGGGCAGCAGGUGUUCAGGAUCUUCAUAACCUUUCCUGGGACGGAUGGGACUGACGUCUCAGCAGAGCUGUGACCUCUGGCACGGAGUCAGUGACGCCCCCUCCAGCUAGGGGGCUGCUACGAUUUUCAGACAAGGAUUUCUCAUGGCAACUUUACCAAAAAAUCAUCCAUGUUCCUGGUGUUUUUGUUUUUUUUUUUUUGUAGUCAUGUAAAAUUUUCAUUUCUGAUGAAGGUGCACACAAUUCGCAUGGUUUGCUUGAAAGCUCAAGUCAAGAGCCAUGCUUUGCUCCCCAUCCGAGUGUAUGUGCUCGCGGGAGAUUCCAGGCCGAUGAAGGGAACUUGAUCAAGCAUUUCCUGAAACGAGGGUUGGCUCCCUAGGCUUCUGGCCCCUGCAAGGUGCCCCGCGUCACACCGCUCUGGGCUCUUGGUUGGGAGCGUGGGUCGUGGCAGGCCGCCUUCGUCCCCUCCUCUCCCCACUGACUCACCUCGAUCCUCAUCCGCUGCGUCUUCCUCCCCAGCGCCCCCAGACCACUCCCCUACCCACACUUGGAAAGUCACAGGUGGCCCAGCCCAUUGGGCGCUUGGCUCUGUCUUGCCCACCCUCGAGGGCCUUUGAUGCUUCUCCUGACCGUUCUCCCGUGAAACUUUCUUCUGGUUUUCCUCCUGCCUCUGGCCACGCCACCUCAGACUCCUUCAUGCCCUCUCCCAGCACCCGUCCAGUGCCAGCUCUCUCUGAGCCCCCAGGGCAGCGCAGGCACUGUCCCUGGUGCCAACCGCGUCUCUCUGAGGCCCCCAGACCCCUGUUGUCAGCUAGCUUGGGUCAGCUCCUUUGCUACGCAGGGGAACGUAUGCACGGGUUCUGGGGAUUGGACGCCGGCACCCUGGGGGCGGGCGUUAUUCUGCCCAGCGCACACCUCAGCUCAGCAUCCCUCCACACCCCGUGCCCAGUUCCAGCCCAGCACCGCAGUCCACCCGGCUGCCUCGACAGCACCAGCUCUAAAUGACCUCACAGGCUCUCCUUUCCACGCCUCUCCUGCCCCACCCCCAACGGAGCCUAACCCCGCCUCUGCCCUUCCCUGCCCCUUCCAGCCCCCCAUCCGCGGCCAGAAACAAACCGAGUCCCGCUGCAGACCCCCACUGUACUCAGAAACCGCAGGUGCUCUCCACGUGCUGUUGAGCUCUGUCUUUUUAUUUCCACGAUAGCUGUUCUGAGUCAUCGUGCUGACUGCUCACUGACCACAGGAUUCCUGUGUGUGUUGUGUCUGGAAGCAGAGGGACGAGUGGCCUGGGGGUCCUGUGUGCCCAUGCAAAGAUGCCCCGCCACCCUACAUCUGCUGACACACAGGAGCGCUUCUCUCUCACAGGGAACCCUUGCAUGUGAAAUCCAUUUCCGUCAAAGGAGCCCUCCAUUUCUUAAGUCAGAAGUUGAGACGCUGGCGAGAGUGUACAGCAACCACAUCAAUUGUCACCAAAGAGCCAGGCCCAUUCAGGGCAUGAACGGGGUCCUCAUCGAGCGAAAGCCACGUGACAUGGAGGAAGCUGUCCUAGGUGGCUUGAAUGGAGAAACCUGGUGGGCCAUUGAGUGCUUCCCCACCUCCCGAACGGCCUGAGGACGCACUGUAGGCACAAGGCAGCCACACUGUUUCAGCAAAACAUGUUUCUUGAGACGGAGCUAUCCGAGGAGACGGCAGCGUUCCAGAGACACAUGGCGGGGGUGGGUGCACAACAUGGUGAGUGCACUCAGUGGCACUUAAAAACUGCUUAAAGGGUAAAGUUUAUGUUAUAUGUAUUUUACCACAAUUAAAAAGUCAUACCUCGUGUUAAAUUAACCAUACAUUUAAUUAUGUUGUUUAUCUGAAUUCUAUCUGUUUUGCAGGCUUCUCUCUCUAAUUUGUAAUUUUACUGAUAUUUUAUAGUUUACGAGAGCCAGAAGCAUCAGUUUAUGUCUGGCCUUACGUUUGUAUUUAUUGAAGUAACAUUAUUAUAAAUAAAACCUUGCUGCUCA
Equus quagga is the source of this 5518-nucleotide messenger RNA. It is a transcript of the gene FADD, whose product is annotated as Fas associated via death domain. The transcript is spliced from 2 exons. The coding region runs from base 71 to 709 and encodes 212 amino acids. The record is from RefSeq and is a predicted model, not a curated record. Gene Ontology annotation, biological process: signal transduction; regulation of apoptotic process. Gene Ontology annotation, molecular function: protein binding. NCBI's taxonomy places the organism in Eukaryota, Metazoa, Chordata, Mammalia, Perissodactyla, Equidae.